CUCCUGUCAACAUGUUCGAUCCUUUGACUGAAACAAAUCCUUCUUGGGACGAGGAGAUUAGACGAGAUGUAAUAGAGGAGUGCCGCAAGCAUGGUGGAGCUCUACAUGUCUACGUAGAUCGGGCAUCACCUGAGGGACACGUGUACGUCAAGUGCCCAACCAUUGCCUCAGCAGUAGCCUCUGUCAAUGCGCUGCAUGGGCGUUGGUUUGCUGGCCGAAUCAUUACAGCAGCAUAUGUCCCAGUCGUGAGCUACCACACUCUUUUCCCGGACUCUGCAACGACAACUGCCCUGUGUGAAUGA
Molecule: messenger RNA, 302 nt
Organism: Rhipicephalus microplus (southern cattle tick)
Lineage: Eukaryota; Metazoa; Arthropoda; Arachnida; Ixodida; Ixodidae
Gene: Caper
Product: RNA-binding protein 39-like protein Caper
Biological process (GO): mRNA processing
Cellular component (GO): nucleus
Molecular function (GO): RNA binding
Source: RefSeq, a predicted model, not a curated record